UCUCACACUCUCACUCCACAUCUGAGUGAGCUCCCAACAAAAUGGCAGAUCCGUUGACGCUUGGUCUAGGUGCUGUAGCAUGGGCCAUCACGAUCCUAGGUUGGUUCUCCUCGCCAUACAUCACCAACAGGGUCAACAAAUACUUCGAUGCCCCUAAGGAAAAUAAUCUCCAGAAUCUGGAGAAUAGAGUCCUAAAGCUGAAUCAGAUGCUUCAGAAAGCUCUUCAGUUGAGCUUUCAAGAUGAGAAUAAGUUGGAAGGAUGGCCGCCGGUGAAGGAGUUGGAACGGUGGGUGAAGAAACUCAGGUCUGCUUUCUACGACGCUGAAGACAUCAUGGAUGCAAUUGAUUACCACCGUCUCAAAUCCGAAGCUACGAGAAAGCGGAAAAUGGAGGAUUACAGGUUUCCUCUUGGGUCGAAGGAAGAGCUGAGCAAAAACUUAAAAAAGAUGGAAGAGCUUAUCGAAGAAGGAGAGAAGCUUGUAAAGUUCCCCGAUUUGACCACCAGUGGUGGCAAUAUCAAGAGUUCACCAGAACAGACUACGGGAUCGGGAUCCAGAUCCCCCUCCAAGACUACUUCAGAACCCCCAAAAGUUUUUGGACGUGAUGGGGAUACUGAAAAUAUAAUUAGCAUGCUGCAUGAUACAACAGCUGAUCCGCAUUCUGUAAUUGGAAUCCAUGGCAUGUCAGGGUCAGGGAAAACCACCCUUGCGCAGUAUGUUUGUGAGUGUGAGAAGAAAACUGGGGUCCCUUAUUUCGAGCUGAUCAUGUGGAUUCAUGUUACUAAAAACUUCAGUGUGGAUACUAUUUACAAGGAGAUGUUAGAGAUAGUACCUGGUGAAAAAAUGGAAGGGGACACCAAUAAUCUAGAUAAGCUGCAAAGUGAACUCAAGAAAAGACUGCAAGGCAAAAGGGUGUUAUUGGUACUGGAUGAUGUAUGGUACUCAGAAAAUGACCGUGCACAGGACGAUCUGGUGAAACUACUUUCUCCAUUGAAGGAGUCUGACAAGGCAAGCAGAGUCCUAUUUACCUCUCGGACUGCAGACACAGCAAAGCUUCUUGGUGCUCCGAACCCUAUGGAAAUUUCUGAUAUGUAUGAAGAAGAGUCCUUCAAAAUGUUCAUGUAUUAUGCAUUUGAUAAUUCAGGGGUUAGUGACCAAGAUAGAGGCGAAUUUGACAUACUUGGUAGAAAGAUUUCAAAUCUACUACGAAAAUCACCUAUGGCCAUGAAAACAGUGGGAAGACAACUGAAGCGAAGAACCUCUGAGAAAAAGCAUAGUGAGUACUGGAAAAACAUCCUCAUCCAGAAGCAUGAUCUGCUGAAGCAUACUAUGGGAGCUCUAUGGUGGAGCUACAAUGAGCUUGAGGAGCAUGUCCGGCAAUGUUUUGCAUACUGUAGUAUGUUUCCUACAAGAUAUGAGUUGAAGCAAGAAGAGCUAGUUAAAAUGUGGAUGGCACAAGGGUUGGUGGAUACCAGUAAAAACGAAGACAUUGAACUUGCUGCUCGUGAGUGCUUUGACGUAUUGCUGUCAACCUCAUUCAUCCAACUUCAUAAGACUCCUGCUGGCAAAGAGUACUAUACAAUUCAUGAUCUCAUGCACGACUUAGCAGAAAGAGUUGCUGGAAGUGACUUCUUCAGAAUUGAGAAAGGUACGAUGGACCGCAAGAUUCCUAAAGAUGUUCGGCAUCUUUUUAUUGAUUCCGAUAAUUUUGGAGAACUCAUCAUGAAGAAUAUUGUGGACCUGAAGACCUUGCGGACUCUAGUAAUGUCAAUUUCUGCCAAAGAAAUAAAAGCAAGAGAUUUUGAAAGCAUUCUCAAAAAUCUGAAGAAGCUGCGGUUCGUGCAUGUGUGUCUGGAGAAGUUGCAACAGAAUGUGAUUCCAGAUUGUAUUGGUGAAUUACAACAUCUUCGCUACCUUGGUCUUUAUGGGGUCUUCCCACAUCCAGAAAAAUCUACUACUAUAAUGCUGCCAUCCACAUUUGUCCAGCUAUACCAUCUGCAGGAGUUACUUGUUCCUUUUGCCACCUGUUUGCACUGUCCUCACAGUAAAAUGGCCCACCUUGUGAAUCUGCGGAGCAUUGCCGGUCUCGAGCUUAGCAUUCCUCACAUAGGGCAGAUGAAAUGGCUCCGAACUCUGGGUGGUUUUACAGUGAAGAAGGAAGAGGGUUACGAGAUAACGCAACUGGAGAACCUGGACAACAUUCGUGGCAGAUUGCGCAUUUACGGACUUGAAAACAUUAAAAGCAAGGACGAUGCUCUUCGUGCCAAACUAAGCAGAAAGCUACACAUCACAGACCUCUCAUUUAUCUGGGAAAAAACCCCUAAGGCUGCUGCUCCUCCAAACCCAGAAGAGAUCCUUGAGGCCCUCCACCCUCCAGCCCUAUUAUCUAAACUCUCCUUUUGGUACUACGACGGAUCAACUUUCCCAAGUUGGUUGUCAGGAGAAGAUGGUAAGCUAAAGCGACUGGAAGAUCUCAGUUUCCAAGGUUGCCGUGGGUCAAGUUCUGAGCUCAAGUUUAGCAAACCCCUCCCUAUGCUGCACAGACUUGAGAUCAAUAAUUGCAGUUGGAACGCUUUGCCGGAUGACAUCAAGCAGCAGCUGGCAUCGCUCGAGGAAUUGAAAAUCCAUAAUUGCAAGAAUAUCCGGUCACUACCAGAAUUGCCAUCAUCCCUCAAGAUACUUCAAACAAGGGGAUGCAAAAAUAUCAAGGCACUGCCGGAAUUGCCUCAAUCCCUCGAGGAAUUGAUUAUCUAUGAUUGCGAAGAUAUCAAGUCACCACCAAGAUUGCCAUCAUCCCUCAAGAAACUGUGCAUACAGGGUUGCCUAGAUAUCUCAACACUAUUGGAAUUGUCUCCAUCAUCCCUCGAGGAACUGAUUAUCUAUAACGAAAAUAUCCAGCCAUCACCAAGAUUACCAUCAUCCCUCAAGAAACUUCAAAUAAUGGGUUGCUCAAAUAUCAGGAUACAACUGGAUUUGCCUCUAUCCCUCGUGGAAUUUAAAAUAAAGGAAUGCCAAAAUAUCAACUCAUCACCAAGAUUACUACCAUCCCUCAAGAAACUUAAAAUAAAGAGUUGCCCAAAGAUCAUGACACUACUGAAAUUGCCUUCAUCCCUAGAGGAACUUCAAAUAAAGGAUUGCUCAAAGAUCCAGUUACCACCAGGAUUACCACCAUCCCUCAAGAAACUUUGGGUAAAGGAUUGCCCAAAUAUCCAGUCACUACCAAAAUUGCCUCACCUCGAGGAAUCCCUGCUGGAGUAAUAUCUCCUGGACAGCUACCCGGAUGAGGAAUUUGCAUAUCAAAUAAUGAUUGGAAGAUGAUGUGUGGAGGCCUGGCCGUGGAGCUUCUCUGGAGUGUGCAACAGUGGUAUGAAGACGUUUGGUUUCAUGUUCCUUUGUGUGCAACAGACUUCGCAACAGUGAUUUGAAGACAGUUUUUUUUUUCAUUCCUCGGCAUAUUCUGUUUUCUCAACGGACCAUUUGUUUGCUUUCGUAUGUGUGUUUGUGUGUAAUAAUUUAUGGCCUGCAGUAGCCAAUACCCAUACAAUUCAGACCAAGACCCAUUGUAUUUGUCUAAGUGUGAUACCAUGUUUGAUGAAAAAAUUGGU
This is a messenger RNA of Panicum hallii, 3604 nucleotides long. RefSeq names its product disease resistance protein RGA2-like. Gene Ontology annotation, biological process: defense response to other organism. Gene Ontology annotation, molecular function: ADP binding. Lineage: Eukaryota; Viridiplantae; Streptophyta; Magnoliopsida; Poales; Poaceae. The record is from RefSeq and is a predicted model, not a curated record. Bases 42 to 3257 code for a protein of 1071 amino acids. The transcript has 3 exons.